Fukomys damarensis (Damara mole-rat) is the source of this 4800-nucleotide messenger RNA. Its product is annotated as fMet-Leu-Phe receptor. NCBI's taxonomy places the organism in Eukaryota, Metazoa, Chordata, Mammalia, Rodentia, Bathyergidae. The transcript has 5 exons. Bases 3532 to 4608 code for a protein of 358 amino acids. Gene Ontology annotation, molecular function: N-formyl peptide receptor activity; complement receptor activity. Gene Ontology annotation, biological process: positive regulation of cytosolic calcium ion concentration; phospholipase C-activating G protein-coupled receptor signaling pathway; complement receptor mediated signaling pathway. Gene Ontology annotation, cellular component: plasma membrane. The record is from RefSeq and is a predicted model, not a curated record.
CGAGGACCCGAGUUCGAUUCCCCAGUACCAAAAAAAAGAUUGGCACUGGUUUGCUGGCUCGAGAAAAUCUAAAGCAGACUCUGCUGUCCGCUAUGAGAAUGACAGGAGCUCCAACAGCAGAUCCUCAGGGUGAGGACCGUGAACUACAGCGUUUGGGGGCGCUGCAGACCCUGAGCCGUCAGGGGAAGCCGAUCGCUCUCCACCCGGCACCGCCAGGGGCUGGGCUGCCUGCUGCGUGUCCGGUUCCUGCAGACCCGGAUUUCAGCGCAGGCUUCACGGUCUCAGGCCCCCCACUGUCCCCAGAUGCCCCAAAUGCCGCUGCAGAAUUUCAGGCCCUCACCAGGACUGGCAGGGAUUUUCCCACCCCGUGCUGCCCUGAGGCCACGUCCCUGGGCGCUGGCAGAUGAGGCAAUCUGACACUUUCCUUUCUUUCUAACCCAGCUGCCUUGCCCCACACACCCUUGCUCAGCAUGUUUUUGCAGCCCCUGGGAAUCACGGGCCACUUGGGAUCAAGAAACGAAACCUGCUUAUGCUUUAAAAAGGGAAGGAGAUGAUGGGAGUCCAGGCAGGAGUGGCAUCUGGACCCUUCUCCAUGCAUAGCCGCGCCCUUGUCCGUCUCUUCACUUCAAUUCUCCUACAGUAUUUUGCCUGCUUUGCAAUUCGCAUUACCCCUCCUUUGUGGGACAUCUAUUGUGUAUGACCACAAAGAAAUUUUUAUAACAUGUAAACGUGAAUGUGCCUCAUUUCUGAUUAAAAAUCUUCAGUGAUCGUAUUUUCCUGGCUUGGGAAGCUGUAGGUGAAGUCAGGAGAUAUGGCAGCUAUCUUGUAGCCAUGAGGUGUCUAUCACGAGGAAUCCACAACAUUGAGGAUUGUAAAGUAUGAGGGUAACAGUAAGUGUGGUUCUUGAUUACAGCAUUCAGACAGAACAUAACCUAAUACCACCCCUUUCCAAAAUUCUUGCAAAGUAAGCCAUAAAUAUUGCUCUUAGUUUAAGCCUUUCUUAAGUGUAAUUGUAUAUUACUUAUAACUGGAAUCGGCCCGUUGGAACCGGGUACUGGAAAUAAUUUCAGGAUGGCUGCUUUUACCUCUGUCUCUGAAUCUUCCUGCCCCUAUUUCUUCACAAUGUUUUAGAACCUUAGAUGAUAAUGAAAAUUUCCUAAAGACUGAAACCUUGCUGGGCUGGAAACUUACAAUGACCUUGCAAGGUGGGCUUCAUCCUCACAGCACUGGCUGAGUGGAGGUGCUUGGUCCCACGCUGUUGAACUCCGGACCUCUCUCUCGUGUCUUUGCCUCAAAUCUCCCAUCUUCAUUCUACGUGGCACCGUCUCCCACAGACCCCUCUGCCUUCACAUUUCCCCACCUUUAUCCUGACUGCUUGGAGCCUCUGUCAGGCCUUCCCCGGUCUAGUUUCUCAUAGAUGCAUCCCCCACAAUGAGCUGGAAAUGUGAGGAGCGGAGGUUGCUGUUCUUAGGAGAAUCUGAUCCUGAAACCACCCCCAGGGCCCCGUCCGUGGAGAGGCUGUCGUCUGUGAAACUGGCCCCCUUUGCCAAAUAUGUUCUGAAGCACAUCGAUUGGGUCACUGACGGGAUGGCGGGAGGCAGAGAGAAUACGAAGGCUACAAGCGAAGAAGGAAAGCUCCUGAGGAAAGAGAUGCGGGUAGAGUCGGUGCCCGCGGGGAGUGCGAGACCUGGAGCAGGACACGUAGAGAGGCAAUCGGGCAACGGGGCUGCAUCGGGCAGGACCUCUGGUCUGCGGCCGCAGGAGGACGAGCAUUAGCUUCGAGAGGCAGCGGGAGAGGUUCCAGGCUCUGAGGAGAAAGCAGGAGGACCGGUACCGUGAGUCACAGGGAAAUGAGCAGCAGGGGGCAGUGUAUGUUUCAGAGCAGGGAUGAGUCUCCCGGGAGGCGGGUUCGGGGGUCGCUACUCCUCUGCCCCCUGGAGAAUCGCAACCUCUGUCACUUCCUCCCCCAAAGCCCAGGCUUCUUCUGGUCACACAGGGUCAGGGAUGCUCAGCACAGAGAUCAAGAGCGGCGAGGGUGUGACAAGGGACUGCAUAAACGGCAGCGGCCACGGCUUGCGGUCCCUUCAAGUCACAGCUGUUCUCCUUGGCCGGGGGAGCAGGCAUGUCCUGGGCGGGGAUGGCAGCCUCUCCAAUUCAUUACAUGGACUUUCUCGACCGUUUUCUGAGACUGCGGUAUUUUGACUCUGUCGGCCAUGGGAUUAGACAGAAAUGGUGCACCGGGAAGACGCAGUAUCGGGGAGCAGGGCGCAGUCCCCGAGGUGCUGUCCACAGUCCCUCGCUGUGAGCAGCCCCGGGGAGUGAGCAUCCGCCCGUCUCCGAGAUCCCACUCCGCAGACAGCCCCGGGAGCCGCUCCCUGACUCGCGGACACCGGAACGGGUGACAUUCCCGUCUCCCCGGCCCCUCAGCUGGGGGUGACUGUCACGCAGCAGGGGUGACCAGCACGGGGACCAACGGAUACACGAUGAGGUCACGUGCGGCACGGAAUGAGGUCGGGCAAGAGGCAGGGCGGCGAAGUCCAUCCACCCGCGUCCCCCGAGACUCACGUCGCUGGGUCGUGAGUCCUCCACCAAGCGACCCGUGCACGCAGAUCGCAGCUUGAACCGGAAGAGAACACUGCGGCCACGAACAACCAUUUAGCAACUGUGGACCUCCAAACCCGAGACUGGAAAUUACUGUCAGAGGCGGAGCAAGUGAGGGGUGAAAAGAGACAGGAGAGAGAUCCAGACUCCAGACUGUACACUGUGAAAUAAAAAGGUCUUCCUGGAUUUAGAAAGCACAGUUUCUUGUCCACGUGUAUUGAGAAAUCCCCUCUUGGGGGAGUUCCCAGGGAAAUAAUCCGGCUCUGCUAGGAUUGUCUCCUGUGAGGUCCAAGAGUUGAGGAAGAAACACUCCUACCCCACCAUGCCUUGAUCUCAGCCGCCGCUAGAUGGAGCUGCGCUUCCGGGAUCGAACUCGGGACCUUGUGCUUUUGAGGCAGGCGGCAGAACCCCUGAGCUCAGUCCCCGGCCCCCAAAAGCUCUUUUGAAAGGACCAAUUCAGUCAUGGCAUUGAGGACGGUAUGGUGGCGCAUGCCAGUGAUGGCAGCUACUCAAGAGGCUGAAGAAGGAAAAUGGCGAGCUGAGUAACGGGCUCUCUCUCUAAGACUGAGGUUGAAGAAAACAUUCAAGCGCUGCGGUUUUUGAAGGGACCCAGGCCACUCCUCAAACGCUAGGAAAACAGAUGUCCCAUUGGUGCGAUCUUGUGGUCACUGUGAAUCACAAGGAACUUGUGUUUCCUGCUUCCUUUCCGGAUUGGUGAGUUCCUUCACCCUUUCCCAGACCCCUCUCAGAGCACAGCUGCUGUCCACAGGAGAUCUGGACUUAGAACCGACUUGGGCAAGGACCGCAGCUGGAGAAUCACCCGGUGAGAGGCUCACCUGGGGCUGGGGAGCGAGGCCAGGCCGAACGCACAAGAGACCCUUGUGGUGGACCGCGGAGGGACGCAAGAGGAAGAAGUCAGGUGAGGAUAAGAUGGCGACGAACGGCUCUCUGCCCAUGAACAAGUCUGCGGGGCCACCGAGCGCAUCUGCCAGCUACGUGGCCCUGGAUGUCUUCUCCUACACGAUACUGACCGUCACCUGUGUCCUGGGAGUGCUGGGCAAUGGGCUGGUGAUCUGGGUGGCCGGGUUCCGGAUGCAACGCACAGUCACCACCAUCUGUUACCUGAACCUGGCCUUCGCCGACUUCUCCUUCUCUACCACGUUACCUUUCCUCAUUGUCCAGAGGGCCUGGGGAGGGUACUGGCCUUUGGGGUGGUUCAUGUGCAAGUUCAUUUAUACCAUAGUGGACCUAAACCUGUUCGGCAGCGUCUUCCUGAUCGCUCUCAUCGCUCUGGACCGCUGCAUUUGUGUCCUGCAUCCAGUGUGGGCCCAGAACCACCGCACCGUGAGCCUGGCCAGGAGGGUGAUGACGGCGCUGUGGGUGUGCGCGCUGCUCCUGACCCUGCCGGUCAUCACUCGGAUGACCACGGUGACUCGCUCCCCCGGGAAAACAGCCUGCGCCUUGGACUUUGCGCCCUGGACCACAGACCCCGAGGAGAAGAUGAAGGUGAACAUCGCCAUGCAGACCGUGCGAGGGGUCAUCCGGUUCAUCGUUGGCUUCAGCACGCCCAUGUCCACUGUAGCUGUCUGCUACGGUCUGAUCGCCAAGAAAAUGUACAAGCAAGGCCUGAUCCGAUCCAGCCGGCCCUUACGGGUCCUCUCGCUUAUUGUCAUCACCUUCUUUCUCUGCUGGUGUCCUUUUCAGGUGGUGGCUCUCAUAGCCACCAUCAGAAUCCGAGACUACUUGAGCGGGGUGACUGGACACCUUAGGAUUGCAGUGAGAGCAACCAUCUCCCUGGCCUUCCUCAACAGCUGUCUCAACCCGAUGCUCUACGUGUUCAUGGGCAGGGACUUCCGAGAGAGACUGAUCCGCUCCCUGCCCGCCAGUCUGGAGAGGGCCCUGACCGAGGACUCGGCCCCCACCAGCGACACGGACACCGACUCUGCCACCCCUCCCGCGGAGGAGGAGCUGAGGGCGAUGGGAGGAGGGGCUCAGGCUCCUCUCUAGGCCCAUCCGGGCCCGGGGUCCAGCUUUCUCUCUCCUCGAGUCACGUGACUCAACACCUACAGUGUCUCAUUCUGUGUGCUUAGAAUGACAGUCGUUACGAUUAUUUAAAUAUGGUUCCUAAAGGUGUCGGGGAAGCGGGAAGGGUAGGGGAAAGGAAAUAAGGGAAAAGAAAAACUAUGUGAAAAGGAAAAA